Messenger RNA from Sphaeramia orbicularis (orbiculate cardinalfish), 2186 nucleotides. It is a transcript of the gene atg4db, whose product is annotated as autophagy related 4D, cysteine peptidase b. The transcript is spliced from 11 exons. Lineage: Eukaryota; Metazoa; Chordata; Actinopteri; Kurtiformes; Apogonidae. Gene Ontology annotation, molecular function: protein-phosphatidylethanolamide deconjugating activity; cysteine-type endopeptidase activity. The record is from RefSeq and is a predicted model, not a curated record. Gene Ontology annotation, cellular component: cytoplasm. Gene Ontology annotation, biological process: protein delipidation; aggrephagy; mitophagy. Bases 281 to 1690 code for a protein of 469 amino acids.
CUAUAAACAGGAAGUGAAAUUCUGUCCCGAUAUUUCUUUUCCCACGUAUUUUACACAGAGGAUUGACUCUAAAACAGCGGCACCAGGCAAAAAUAUCUAGCGACAUUAAUGUGAGGUCUUCCGCGAAUUACAGACGAAACAAUGAAGACACACUAAUGAAGGUAAAAGAUUAAUGUCAUCCGUUUAAAUGUCAAAUACGACUGAGACUGGACGGGCUAUGAAGGUGUUAUGGCAAUAAAGAGAAAUUCUUCCUGCUCAGUCUCUGCUGACUUUAGUCGUAAUGAACUCCAUGGUCUCCUCUGCUGGCUGUGAGUCUCCUACUGAUGACCAGUUGGACGAAUGGCUCUUUCUAUCCUCUGAAUCUGUUGGAUCGCUAAGCCUGGAUGUGAGCAGAGAAGACCCAGAGGCAGAGGACCGAGGAAAACUUAAGUCCAAGUUGGUCUCAGCUUGGAACAGUGUCAAAUAUGGCUGGCCCUUGAAGCAGAAAUCCAAAUUUGGCAAGUCCUCCCCUGUGAUCAUGCUUGGAAAGUCUUUCGACCUUAAGAAUCAAGGGGAGAGAGAGCGCUUCCGUCGCUCCUUUGCAUCCCUCCUGUGGCUAACUUACAGACGGGGAUUCCCUCCAUUGCCAGGCUGCUCUCUGAGCACCGACAGUGGUUGGGGAUGUGUCCUACGUACAGGGCAGAUGCUUCUCGCACAAGGCCUGCUGCUACACCUGAUGCCACCAGACUGGACUUGGCCUGCAAACCUCCAUGCAGUCAAAGACGACAUGGACCUACAGGACAUUCGCCCCACAGCCAGCUCAUACCACAGCUGCAACUCAAAGGAAAGACUGAAUAACAGGGGACGGAAACUGAGCUUGGGUUCCCUCCUGGACAGACCAAUGGAGGGUACGCACAGACGGGUGGUGUCAUGGUUUGUGGACCAUCCCACAGCCCCCUUUGGGAUCCAUCAACUGGUGGAGUUGGGUAAAAGCUCAGGCAAGAAGGCUGGGGACUGGUACGGUCCUUCUAUUGUGGCACAUAUCCUCAGGAAAGCUGUGGCAGCCUCUGCAGACCUUCCUACUUUGUCUGUGUAUGUAGCACAAGAUUGCACCAUCUACAAAGAGGAUGUGAGGAGGCUGUGUGAGCGGCAACACUCUGACGGCUCUACCUCAGUCAGUCCGUCUUGGAAAUCUGUCAUUAUCCUGGUUCCGGUGCGACUUGGAGGACAAGAUCUCAACCCUACCUAUAUCACUUGUGUCAAAAAACUACUGAAGUUACAAUGCUGCAUUGGAAUCAUUGGAGGGAAGCCAAAGCACUCUCUGUUCUUCAUCGGAUUCCAAGACGACCAUGUGCUGUACUUGGACCCCCACUACUGUCAGUCCACAGUGGAUGUAACUAAGCAGAACUUUCCCUUGGAGUCUUUUCACUGUAAACACCCCCGGAAAAUGCCUUUCUCUCGAAUGGAUCCGAGCUGCACCAUAGGAUUCUACGCUAAAGGCCAGAAAGAGUUUGAGUCAUUGUGCACAGCUGUCAAUGAGGUGCUGGCCACAUCGACAGAGACAUACCCCAUGUUUAUAUUUGUGGAUGGACCCUGUCAGGAUGAGGAGGAAAAUGCGACAAUCACAGACACCAUCACCUACAUCCAGAGAAAGAAUCAGCAGAGAGGUGUGGUCACUAGUGACAGCAUGGACGAGUUUGUUCUGUUAUAAACAGAAAAUAAAUCACAUCCUGAGGGCCUCUGGUGGUCUGACAUCAUAUGUAUAUAUCAUAGUCACACUGUUUGACAACUACUGAGCAGAAAAAUAUGAAGGAAUGACCUUCUUAUUAAAUGAAGAAGUCAACAAUCAGUAAUAACACUAUCAUAUUUUUAUGACUUUUUGUUCAUAUUUUUAUUUUUUAUUUAUUUUUUAGGUGCAAACUGUUUAAUAUUAAUUCAAGGGACAUUAUAAAUUGUCAGUUUCUCAUAAUGUUAAGUGUAACUAACACUCACUUGAUGUCGUGUGACAGGAUGUAAUGUCUUUGAUUGGAUUAGAAAAUUGGAUUCCUGUAGACAUGUGUCUCACACAUGAGAAACACCGAGAGAGUUUGACUUUACUGGAGAAGUAGCCAGACUAGCUGAGUUAAGGCACAAGAAAUAGACCAAAGAUACUCAAAAUGUGCUCAUGAGCUGGAUUACUUUUGCUGUUUUUACCUAAAUAAACAGUU